Molecule: messenger RNA, 1044 nt
Organism: Suillus fuscotomentosus
Lineage: Eukaryota; Fungi; Basidiomycota; Agaricomycetes; Boletales; Suillaceae
Product: NADP-dependent oxidoreductase domain-containing protein
Exons: 6
Coding region: 1-1044 (347 amino acids)
Source: RefSeq, a predicted model, not a curated record
AUGUCUAAAGCUCAGUACCGCUCCCUUGGAAAGUCUGGUCUCAAAGUCUCUGUCCCAAUUCUUGGUGCAAUGAGCUUUGGUACUUCGAAAUGGGCUAUCCUCAACUUCUUACAGCCCUGGGUCCUUGACGAGGAGCCCUCUAUCGAAAUAUUGAAGGCUGCUUGGGACCUUGGUAUCAAUACAAUCGACACUGCCAACAUUUACUCAAAUGGCGAGUCAGAGCGCGUCAUCGCCAAGUUCAUCAAAAAGUACAACAUUCCUCGCCCCCAGAUCAUAAUUGCAACCAAGUGCAAUGGCCUUGUCGUCAACGAUCCUUCAAUACAUGGGUUCGCCAGACCCGGUCUCGUCGAGCUACCCGAAUACGUUAACCAGUCUGGCCUGUCUCGCGCUGCAAUCUUUAACGCUGUCGAUGCGUCUCUCGCUCGUCUCGAUACCCCAUACAUCGAUCUCUUGCAGAUCCACCGCUUUGACCCUUCAGUCACCCCUCAGGAAACCAUGAAAGCACUUCACGACCUCGUGCAGAGCGGUAAAGUCCGAUACAUUGGUGCUAGUUCCAUGCGCUGCUGGCAGUUUGCCAUGUUGAACGACGUGGCCGCUCGUAAUGGUUGGACGACGUUUGUCAGCAUGCAGGAUGAGUACUCACUGCUCUACCGCGAGGAGGAACGCGAAAUGCUCGCUUAUUGCAAAUUCAACGGAAUAGGUGUCAUACCCUGGGCUCCUCUAUCUGCUGGUCUCCUCGCACGUCCCGUUGGCACAGAGACGACGCGUCUGAAUUCUAUCAAGGGAACCGCUUGGGAGAAAAAGGUAUCCAGUGCGGAUGCGACUAUCAUUAACCGUGUCGAAGAGCUUUCAAAAAAGAAAAAUUACAAGAUGAGCCAGAUUGCGCUGGCCUGGGUUGCAUCAAAGGUGUCGAGCCCUAUCGUGGGUAUCAGCUCUGUACAGAGGCUGCAGGAGAGUAUCAUAGAAGGAAUUGAGCUCACCCCGGAGGAGAUAAAGUACCUGGAGGAGCCGUAUGAGCCCAAGGCCACUCGUGGCCACAUUUAG